Molecule: messenger RNA, 429 nt
Organism: Pieris macdunnoughi
Lineage: Eukaryota; Metazoa; Arthropoda; Insecta; Lepidoptera; Pieridae
Source: the annotation of a GenBank genome assembly
AUGCAAUCGCAUUGUCCAGUUUGCGCGAAGCUAUCUAACAAGCAGCUUAACACCCUUCGAAACUCAUCAAGCAUCGAAUGGAGCUGUAAUGAAUGCCAGAAGAAAGUGUCACGCAGAUCAUCCUUCAUCACUACCAAUGAUGACUCUGAUGACGAGGAUGACGAAGAAUCGGAACCAAAGGCGCAAGUUAACAUAUCAAAUCUGAAUGUGAAACAACUUGUUGCUGACAUAAGCAGAGAGCUUAAGAAAACUUUUAAAGAAGAGUUGGGUCACAUCGAGUCCUCUCUAAACGACUUAUCGGACAAGAUACCGUCAAUGGAACAGUCCAUAAAGACCCAGAAAGAAGCUAUUACAAAACUUGAGAACAAAAAUUACGAUCUCCUAAACAAAAACAAAAAUUUAGAACUGAGGGUAUGUGCUGUGGAGUAG